AUGUUCCCCAAAUCUUUUCUCGGUAAGGAUUUUGGAUAUUACUGUAUAUAUAAUCCUUGCGUUAAUUGAGUCUUAUUUUUCAUUUUUAGUGAUAUUAUUGAUGCCUUUGAUGGUUGAGUGUAUUCGAGGGGCCUUAUUCAGGUCCGGAAGGUCCCCCGGUCUCCAGAAAACGCGCGGUUCCCAAGCCAUCAAAAUGUUGUACAGCAAUCUUUUCCGGCCAGACAAUGGGCCUCUUCUUCGUCCUCAGAUUUCCUACAACAAUGUCAUUGACAACGAACAGAUAUUCUCCCGCCUUCGAACUCUUCUCAUGCCUUUCAAUGCCGAAUAA
Molecule: messenger RNA, 328 nt
Organism: Bursaphelenchus xylophilus (pine wood nematode)
Lineage: Eukaryota; Metazoa; Nematoda; Chromadorea; Rhabditida; Aphelenchoididae
Source: the annotation of a GenBank genome assembly